Molecule: messenger RNA, 3444 nt
Organism: Pseudo-nitzschia multistriata
Lineage: Eukaryota; Bacillariophyta; Bacillariophyceae; Bacillariales; Bacillariaceae
Source: the annotation of a GenBank genome assembly
GAUUGCCGAUUGUGUUACUAGUGUACGCCACCAUAGCACCCAAGUUUGGAGGUUUCGCAUUUCCUCCCAAGGAAAGAACAACUCGAUUGUGUGCAGAAAGAUGGCUGAUGCUAUUGAGAAACGUUGAUAGAAUUACGAUAACGGCACAGAAAGAUUGCCUUGGGGUUUUUGCGUCAUCACGAAACUAAUCGACCGACAUUCACAGAUCCAACAGAGAGAAGCAAGGAAAACCGUCUCCAACCAAUAUCUACAACUAAGCGCGAAGAGGCUUUUUUAACAAAUCGAAAUCGUAUAUUUCCAUCACUAGAGAGCAAAGCAUCACCAGCAAUAUGAGUGGAACGAUAUAUUUUUCCCAUACCCUUCAUUAUAGCGCACCAAAUCAGGUUCCGCAGUCCCCACAUAAUCUUUGUUUUGGCACCUGUCCCAGUGGAACAAUGACCACGCGUGCUGGUGUUGGUACUUGUUUUGGGUAUCUCAAAAUCAAAUACGUAAUCCCGGCAACCAUGCAGAAGUAAGACUAGACGCUUGCAUCAUUGAUGGUAUAUAUCUACCUUCGCUACUCUUACACCUCAGGCUCGGGUGUUUCCGAUUUCUUUUUCUGAUAUCCAACUCUUGCACUAGGUCCUAUCACCCUCAUCCAGAUCAUAUGCAUUCUAGUAUUCGACGCAUUGCGUACUUACCAGAUACCACAGAAGGUAGACAAAUUCUCUUUCGGUUCCAGUACGCCUUCCUCCAUGGUCUUUGUUUCAGAGUUGGGCGAUCGCUAGCGACGGGCAUCAACGAUCAAGUUGCAUGGUCCCUCACUUUACCACACAAGAGCAGAACUACUGGUGGUCCAUCAUUGUUUGGAUUUCCAGAUCAUGCAUAUCUUGCAAUAGCUUCUCAUGCUUUAGAUCAAUUGAAUGUCCCAAAUGAUCUACAAAUUUGUCGUCAAUGGAUUAUCCAGGAUCAAGGUUUGUCAGCAGGAUCUAUGGCAUCAAGUGGAAAUCCUUUAGGCCAUCCCGCAGCCGGAUGGACGGGAAUGGGAGCACCAUUUGCAUCAACAUCCCAUUCUGUGCCUGACGAGAUUAUUUGCUACAAUGCAGAGUCGUCAAUGGGAAGAAUGAUCGACCACUACUCCCAAUUCUUAGAACCUGUAAUAAACUGUUGUGCAGAUGAAAAGGAAUGUGCCAUUUGCCUCGAUGUUAUGUCGCCAUCAUCAUUGACUGAUACGACUAAUAUUGUCUGCCUACGAAAAUGUAAACAUCGUUUCCACAAAUCAUGCAUCAUUGGAAUGCUUGAGCAAAAUCAUACCAAGUGCCCAUUUUGCCGUGAAACGAUAGCUGCCGAGUCCCAAGGGCUGAGUCCGUCGGGUAAACUGACUAUAUCCCUUGAUCUUUCGAUACGGUGUCAGGGAUCUGAAUACGACAGCGAUGGUGUAAUCGUCUUACAAUACAGUAUGCCGGAAGGAAUUCAGGCUCAUUACAUGGAAAAUCCUUUUAUGCGAUAUGCAGGCACCAGCCGCAGAGCUUAUUUGCCUCAUAAUGAAAGUGGUCGAGCGCUACUUAAGCGAUUAAAAUAUGCAUUUACGCACGGGCUGACCUUUCGUGUCGGGACGAGCUUGACUACGGGAAAACAGAAUCAAAUCACGUGGGCCAGCAUCCAUCACAAGACUAGUUUACGUAGUGGUCCACAUGGUUAUCCAGAUCCACAGUAUUUACGUAACUGCAACGACUCACUGGAUGCCCUUCACGUGCCAAAAGGGGAGGACUGUCCAUGAACUUUUUAACAUGGAAAAUUUGACAUCAAUAAAGGGAACAAUUCGAAGAGGAGAAUUGCAGUUCGACAGCAAAUCAAAUGGAAGCGUAAAAGCCAUUUCAUGUUUAUGAAAACAAAACGUUGCUUAGACCUGCUACUACUAGUGAAAAGGACUAAAUCUCUUACAUAAGAAGGUAGACUAUAUGGCUUCCAUUCCUGCACCAAAUGAAUUGGCGAAUGUAUAGCACUGGGUCAUAUCUAGUGCAUUCGGCGGAGGUUUUGAAUCUUCAAUAGAAAGGUCUGGGAUAGCCGGUACCUCAUUCCGUUCCAGCACACAAAUAUGCAUUUCACAGUGAAUGGACUGCAAUAAUCGAUACAACUGAGGGAAGCAGGCUUCGUCUUUAUUUUGGUUUGGAUCCCCACAAAAAUGCAAGUCGGCCAUUGCUUGCGGCAAGAAUUGAGUGCGGAAUAAGUUGGCUUCUUCGAUAGGUUGAAUGUCUUCUAUAAUCAAGAUUCCACCAGGCUCAAUUCUCGGAAACCAGAAAAAUACGCUAUGGACCAUGUGUUUUGCGAGGUGAGAACCAUCAUCGACAACAAUUUUGAGCGGUGGUGGUGUGCCUGAAGUAGAACCACCAAGUAGUUUAUUUCUUCGAUAAAUUUUCUCGUUCCAGAUUUGGUACAGCCAGUCGACAUCACUAGCGUCCCCACAGUGCAGUAAAUUUCGAUCUAGGAGAUUUUGAUAUUCUUUGCUUUCUUUCGCAAAAUUUCCCCAUGGCCACUUUCCUUCUGCCCGAGGACCUUGUUCGAUACAACUAAUUUCAAUAGAGUGCAAUUCAGCACCAGGAACGCCGGCGAAGAACUUUUUAUAAGUAUCAUAUCCGAAACCCAGAUUCUAUUGUUUAUGGAAUUGGAUUGAAAAGGAAACAAAAGAGAAGAAAUGGGUAAGUUGGAAGACAAGUACAUCACAUCAAUUCAGAUCUACCCGAAAUACUCUGUUGGUCAUAAUACUCACAUAUCCAAUUUCCACUAGUUGAAAACUUUCAUCGGGAUUCAAAAACGUAGAUAAUUUUUUCUGAUACAAUGUGUGAUAAAAAUGCCCCCAAGGACGACAUUUUUCUCGCUCACAUGAUGGCCGAGUGCAUGUGGAGUCGUCUUGUAGACAAGAUGGUAAAUACGCUACGCCCUUGACCUUGUCGGUGCCUGUUGUACGUGCCAGCUCGAAAAAAGAAGGUUCCUCGUAGGACGAUCGUUUCAUCAUUGGCUUUAGCUGGGAUUCCUUUGAUGCCGACUCGUUUAUAUCGAGUCUACCCUUGCUCUUGCUGCAGCUGUUGUCGGUCUGAGUUUUAUUGUUUCCGAUCAAAAUCGAAGUAUCAGAGUCGUUUUUGGUUUCAAGAUCUAACAAGGAUGAUUUCUCAAUCCGCAGUUUUGGACGGUUUAUUAACUGCUGCGACUCAUUGAAAUCUUGCCGCAAAUGCUGCGUCUGAAGCUUAGGUAGGAAAGAGCGUUCAAGUUUAGAGCCUGCGUAGAGGUUUACGACUACUAAGGAUGUAACUAGGGUUCCGACAACUACUCCGAAAAGGAAAGCGAAGACUUUCCCUCUAGCUCCACUUGCUCCAUUUUUUCUCGUCAUCUUCAAUUUUAUCUGCCGAUGUUUUAUUGUAUGCUCCUAAUGCGAACUGGUACCUUUAAUGAAUUCUGCGGUUUGAC